GAUUGAAUAGCCUAAUUUAUACGUGUAAAAUUAACAUAAUUAUUGGCAAACGUUUUUAGUAUGAUGUUACGGUCAAAAAGGAAAUCAAAAUCCCCAUAUGCCAGGCCAACACGUGCACCGGCCGCCGCCAGAAAAGCAGUGUCAGUCAGUAAUAGCAACCGCCAGACACCUGAUGAUGCUGACCCCCAGGCAGUAGCAAAGGCAACGGAAUCAUUGAAUUUGGAUACCCACUCUGAUGGCAGUGGUCCAGCGUUACAUCAACCACUCAUACUUGGACCUUCAUCGUCAAUGGCAGCCCAUUCAUCAGUUAUAAUCCAAUCAACGUCAUGGCUUUACUUUGGUCCUGCUGAACAUCAAGCUGGUCGGCCAGACUGCAGAAUUUUGCAACAAGCCAUCGCUGGCAACUUCUGUUCACCGUCCAGGGUUGCCAGCAAUACAUGGCUCCUUGUUAUCAUUAUAUAUAAUGACUAA
Messenger RNA from Magallana angulata, 471 nucleotides. RefSeq lists its product as uncharacterized. The transcript is spliced from 2 exons. Lineage: Eukaryota; Metazoa; Mollusca; Bivalvia; Ostreida; Ostreidae. The record is from RefSeq and is a predicted model, not a curated record. The coding region runs from base 61 to 471 and encodes 136 amino acids.